This is a messenger RNA of Leptomonas pyrrhocoris, 491 nucleotides long. RefSeq names its product putative Ribosomal protein L24. Gene Ontology annotation, biological process: cytoplasmic translation. Bases 8 to 382 code for a protein of 124 amino acids. Lineage: Eukaryota; Euglenozoa; Kinetoplastea; Trypanosomatida; Trypanosomatidae. Gene Ontology annotation, cellular component: cytosolic large ribosomal subunit. The record is from RefSeq and is a predicted model, not a curated record. Gene Ontology annotation, molecular function: mRNA binding; structural constituent of ribosome. The transcript has a single exon.
AGCAGCCAUGCGUACGAUUGAGUGCGAGUUCUCCCACUUCGCGGUGCACCCCGGCCACGGCCGCCGCUACGUGCCCUUCGCGUUCCUGUCGACGAAGCCCGUGCUGACCUUCUCGCGCCCCAAGUGCUUCGCCCUGUACAUGCGCAAGAAGAACCCGCGCUUCAUCCCGUGGACGCGCACGUACCGCCGCAUCCACCGCAAGACGACGACGGACCGCGUUGCGCGCCGCCGCGCCGCCCGCGCCGUGAAGGUGCAGCGCGCCAUCGUUGGUGCGGACCUGUCGUACAUCCAGGAGGUGCGCGCCACCCGCAAGGAGGACCGCUCCGCCAAGGCGAAGGCCGUCCGCGCGGAGGUCGCGGAGCGCAAGGCCGCCAAGAAGUAAGACCGCUGUCCCUCGCUCUUUGAACCAGUGUGAAGACGGCUGUUGGACGUCAUGGCAACUGUGAUGCUUUAGUCAUUUCUCGUUUGAUUUCACCUUCACCAAGAAGAAA